AUGUACUACGACUUCGAUUGGAAAGAUGCACCGCUGUCCUCCCAUAGCACUCCAGUCAUCGCCGGUUGCCUCUAUUUGCUGAUGGUCCUACUGUUGCCUCGAUGCGUGCCGGAAGGCGGCUUCAAGCUGGACAAGACCCUGGUGGUGCACAACUUCAUCCUCAGCUUCAUGUCCUUGGUCCUUUGCCUUGGAUGUGCUUUCGAGAUGGUGCAGAGGGUGAGGGGCGAGAGCAGCGUGGCAUGGAUGUUCUGUGAAAAUAGAUCGAUGUCUGCGCGAGGCCCGCUUUAUUUCUGGUCCUGGGCCUUUUAUGCCAGCAAGUACUAUGAGCUUGUGGAUACACUGCUGGCUUUGCUGCGGGCCUCCAGGCCGCCGCACUUCGGCUUGCACGUGUACCACCAUGCCCUCGUUCCGGUCAUGGUCUGGCACUGGCUCGAGUAUUGCACUACACUCCAGCACAUAGGACUGCUCUGGAACACCUUCGUGCAUGUAGUUAUGUAUGCCUACUACGCUCUGAAGGUUCUCAAGGUGCCGACGCCCUGGAAGAGUUGGGUAACGCGCUUGCAGAUCAUUCAGUUCGUGAGCAGCAUGGCUGCCUUCGUGCCGGCCAUGUACUACAUGUGGGAGUCGCCACUUGGAGAUGCCUGUGCUGGGCAGAGGUCAUUUCUGGUGAACCUGGCUUUUAACCUCACGCUGCUGUGGCAGUUUGUCGGAGUGCUUUAUACCCCUGCAGCUGGAGCAAAAAAGGGGGGCCACAAGAAGGUAAGGCCGAGGCCCAGGCCAGCGAGCCGCCUUCUGACCCGAGUCGGCCAUGGGCAGUGUCGGCAAGUUGCUUGGCCCUACAUGGUCCAGAUGCGCGGUGCUCUGAGCAGUUCUGCAGACAGCGAGGUGACAACAGAUGCAACCUUCAGGUACAGCAGCUUUAGCUGGCGAACUUCUGCCGGCGAAAGGUAUCCGUACGAAUACAUUGUUGCUCAGCAACCUGCUGGUGGCGGGACUGCUCGCAAUGCUCUUGUCGCUUUGGAAGAGAGCUUGCCGGGGCCUGCCAGCGGCUGGACCGUGGUUCUCAUGCCCUCGGUUUCGCUGGUUUGCAGCGGCAAAGAAGAGAUGAGACCCCUGGCCACGCUGCUCUCGCAGCGCGGGCAUCGCUGCUACAUCCUGGAGUGGCCUGGAUGGACGCAGCACGUGCAGACCAACUGGGCGAUGGAGCGAUGCAAGACGGAGCACCUUGCUGAGGAAUACCAGGACUUCUGGUGUCAGGCCUUGGAACACGUCGCUCAGCGAGAGCAUGCUGAAGCCCAUGGCCAUGCGGACGAAGUGCAAGAAGCGAAAGCUCGUAAGCUUUGCAUCGUCGCAGCUGGGAGCGCUUCUGUCUAUGCGCUCCGGGCUGUGAAGGCGCUACAGGACUGGCUCCCGGAGGAGACGUCCCAGGCGCCGGAGCUACGAUACGACUCCUUGGUGAUGCUUGCUCCAAGCUGGAGGGCAGAGCGGCGACAAGGCUUGCUUUCCAGGCUGCCGCCGGAUCGUGCCGCCUACUGGAUGGGCGGCCCGAAGCCAUGGCCAACAUGA
Molecule: messenger RNA, 1566 nt
Organism: Symbiodinium necroappetens
Lineage: Eukaryota; Dinophyceae; Suessiales; Symbiodiniaceae
Source: the annotation of a GenBank genome assembly